Rhododendron vialii is the source of this 973-nucleotide messenger RNA. Its product is annotated as protein LURP-one-related 15-like. NCBI's taxonomy places the organism in Eukaryota, Viridiplantae, Streptophyta, Magnoliopsida, Ericales, Ericaceae. The transcript is spliced from 3 exons. The record is from RefSeq and is a predicted model, not a curated record. Bases 82 to 681 code for a protein of 199 amino acids.
AGAGAGAGAGACACGGGGCUCAAUGGAACAAAGACCCUGUGCUGUGACCAUUCCAGCAAAAAUCCUGAGUAUCUGAAAUCAAUGGCACAAUCAAGCUACCUGCCUUCAGUUCACCCAGUGGCAAUCAUCAGCCCACAGUUCUGUGCUCCUUACCCAGUAGACCUAACAAUCGCCAGCAAACUCCUCACCAUAACCAAGGGCGACUUCACCGCCACCGAUGUCAACGGCAAUGUCAUGUUCAGGAUCAAAGGCAGGUUCUUCACCCUCCACGGUCGUCACAUCUUGCUCGACGCCGCCGGAAACCCCAUGCUCACUCUCCAACAUAAGAUAUUGACUGCACAUAAGAGGUGGCAAGUGUUCAGGGGAGAUACCACAGAUGAAAAAGAUCUGCUCUUCAGUGUUAAGAAGUCUUCUUUGAUCCAAUUCAAGACACAGUUAGAUGUGUUCUUGGCAGGAAACACAAAUGAAGAUGUGUGUGAUUUCAAGAUUAAAGGCAGCUGGGGCGACCGAUCAUGCACCAUAUAUCUCGGAAAUACUUUAACCAUCAUUGCUCAGAUGCAUAAGAAGAACAUUAUUGGAAGAGAUAAGUUUGCAGUGACUGUGUAUCUGAACGUGGACUAUGCGUUCAUAGUUGCUCUUGUAGUGGUGCUUGAAGAGAUCCAUGAUGAAAGGCACAGGUAGAUCGGCCGGCCUUAGCCCCCUGACUCAAGAUUCUCUGUACCAAAAUUUGGGUAUACCUAUAUUUCAAGUGAUUUUCGACCACAAGAUCGUGUUUUGAAAUUUCGAUUAUGCAACCGAAAAUCACUUGGUAGACGAGGACACCUGAAUUUCGGUACGGAGGACUUUUGGUGUAGCCCCCUCCCUCUUGUGUUUGUAUUAGUAUUUGUACUUGAAACUCCUUAUCAAAGUUUCCACGUGGUGGUAUGGGCAUGCUGGAAGAUAUUUUGUGAUUUAAUAAAAUAUCAUUUGAUUA